This is a messenger RNA of Cydia splendana, 828 nucleotides long. RefSeq lists its product as uncharacterized. The record is from RefSeq and is a predicted model, not a curated record. Lineage: Eukaryota; Metazoa; Arthropoda; Insecta; Lepidoptera; Tortricidae. Bases 181 to 522 code for a protein of 113 amino acids. The transcript has 3 exons.
CACGCAGAAGCUCCCGCCGAAACAAAGCCCGACGCCGACUCGCCGCCAUUCAGUCCACGCGCAAGCUUCACCGUGAAAACAACUCCCGAAAAAUCUUUCAUUAGUAUUUAAAAGUGCACCGGGCUGUCCCAAUCGGAUUAUCUUUGUCGUGCGUCUCAGAUUUAAUUACAUUAAAUCACAAUGUCUCAACUGCAAGCCGGUCAGCAGCUGGUGAAGAAGACCAUGGAUGAGAUGAUCCAACAAAAACAAACCACAGAAAAGGUUUCCAUUCAAGCAAGACAAGAGUUCAGUGAGAGUUUCCAAUCAAGUUACGAAGAAGAAUUUGAAGAGGAGAUUCACAUCGAUGCGCACGGAAACCAGGUGUCGAAGAGAAUUGAAUCCAGCAGUGAGAGCUCUGAGCAUUCUAAGAGCGCUGAUGUCCGGGUGAAGGCUUCGGGACUCAACAAUGAACAAGUGCAAGCACUCACGGACUGCGCAAACCAGGCGGGACAACUAGCCCUGGACUCUAAACCCGCAAACUGAACGCAUGUGUCCUUACAAUCGUGCCUGUGAUGGUGGUUUCAAAGAGUGUCAAAGACUGUGUCCAGUGUUCCUUAUUAUUUUAUGAUAAUAAUUAUUUAUAAUAAAAAAAAUACAUCAUAAAAUAUCCUGAAAUUUUAAUAAUAUAUUGAAUUGUGUCGUGUGCUUAAGUGUAAAUGGAAAGUGUAAGUUAGCAUAAAAUGGAAGAGGAAGACGACGAAAGAAAAAUUCGCCGGGCAAACCUUGCCAAGUUUAGUUCUCUCAAUUCUCGCGUGGUGCACCAGUCUCUCGAGGAGGGUUGCGUGCGAA